Ruditapes philippinarum (Manila clam) is the source of this 343-nucleotide messenger RNA. RefSeq names its product plasminogen-like. The record is from RefSeq and is a predicted model, not a curated record. Gene Ontology annotation, molecular function: signaling receptor binding; endopeptidase activity. NCBI's taxonomy places the organism in Eukaryota, Metazoa, Mollusca, Bivalvia, Venerida, Veneridae.
ACUGCUUCAAAACCAAUUGUACCGGAUGCUACACCGGUACAUGGCACCGUACACAGACAGGUCGUGAAUGCCAGAGAUGGGAUUCACAAACCCCUCAUAAACAUAAAGCGACAGAUGGUGAGAAGUUUCAACAAGAUCAAUCUGUGACGGGUGCCCAGAAUUAUUGCAGGGAUCCUACUGAAUCCGGAUUCCUUUGGUGCUAUACGAUGGAUCCAAAUGAAAGAUGGGAGAAGUGUGGAAUUCUUGAGUGCUGACACUUUUUUUCUUUGGUUUUCAUUUUGGCAAAAUCAGAAUUGGACUAAAGAUGUAUAUAUCAACUUCCAAAAUAAAAAGAAACAGUAUA